UUGGAACUCUAACGGGUCUAUAAACCAAUAGAGCCCCAACUGCGGUGAAAAGGCUGAGAAUGACCGAAUGAUAUUUAGGGCGAGCUCAAGAAUAAUUCAAAACUGAAGACCGUAUUGAAUAACUGCUUGAAGGAUUUUCCUUCCAGAGUAUGGGCAGAAGACGCCACAUUCAGGAGGUACCUUCCAGAAUAUGAGCAGAAGACGCCACAUCCAGGAGGUACCUUCCAGAGUAUGAGCAGAAGACGCCACAUCCAGGAGGUACCUUCCAGAGUAUGAGCAGAAGACGCCACAUCCAGGAGGUACCUUCCAGAGUAUGAGCAGAAGAUGCCACAUCCAGGAGGUACCUUCCAGAAUAUGAGCAGAAGACGCCACAUCCAGGAGGUACCUUCCAGAGUAUGAGCAGAAGACGCCACAUCCAGGAGGUACCUUCCAGAGUAUGAGCAGAAGAUGCCACAUCCAGGAGGUACCUUCCAGAAUAUGAGCAGAAGACGCCACAUCCAGGAGGUACCUUCCAGAGUAUGAGCAGAAGACGCCACAUCCAGGAGGUACCUUCCAGAGUAUGAGCAGAAGACGCCACAUCCAGGAGGUACUGUCUGGUGAUAGUGUAAAGAGAUGGCCAAUCCGCUGCUUUGGAGAGAUCAUUGGCUAGGCCUGGCCUCUGCGCUCCCAUGAAGUCACCGCUGAUCUCAGAAAACGUGCUUUGAGAAUAUCUGGCACUUGACGUUUGUUCUGCUUGUAAGCCUCGUGCAACGUCAUCAUUGAACCAUCUAGUGAUAGACUGUUUGGAUGGACUAGGUCAUAUGGGAAAGAUUCAAAAACUGAUCAGCCUUUCCAGCUUUCUUUGAUCUGAUAAGAUACACGGAAAUUACUGCGAUGAUAUCCAGAAUAUACAAUUGUCCUUCCUUUUCAUUAGCUGGAUGUGGGAAGAGAGAGAUGGACGUACGAUCUCAUGCUUGACAUAAAAAGUGGAAUCUACCUUAGGUAGGAAAGCAGGAUUAGUAAGUAAGACUACCUUGUCUUUAUAGAUGGUCAGAAAAGUCUUUACACCACUCAAUGAGCAGAUGUGAUUGCUAUCGGAUACAAUACCUUAAGUUCAAGCCAUGGGAAGGAGACAUCUUGCAAACGCUCAAAGGAUCAAAAUUGAGAUACCAAAGUGUCAAAAAAAGUUUGAUUUAAGGACGGAUUUGCUUUACCCUCUUGAGAAAAGCCCAAUGAUAAGAUCAUCAGAUGCAAGUCUGCUGUAAGUCUCUUGAUCCGUUCUGGCAGUGAGAGCAAGCCAAUGUGGAUGAAGCCAUCCUGGAGAAGUAUCUGGAAUACUAGCAGAAGCAGACUUAUCUUGUGCAGGAGGGCGCCGCAGGAUGAAUUUAUUUGUUCUUGUUUGGAGAAGCACAUCCAUCACCUUGUCAGAUGUCUGCCUAGCUUCUUAGCAAUGGCCACUCAAUCUCCACACCAUGAGGUGACAUCUGGAUCUAGUCCCUGGUGCAGAAGAUCUGACCUUGAUGGCAGAGGACAAGCCACGGAUGAUGAAAGAGUUCUAUGACCUUUAAUGUUUUUUUUUGUUUUCAACUGGGGGGGCAAGCCCCGAGAAGGAAAUUACAGUACACAUAUUCAAGUGGAAAGUUCAACGGCACUGACAGGAUCUAUUCAUCCCCUGCUGCCGUCCCUGUAAGCGGAGUAGAACUGGUCUAUCUUGGUGUUCCAGGUAUAAGCCAUCAGGUGAAGCCCAAAUCUCUGUACCAGUAGCAGAAGAACUUCUCUGGCUGAAGCCCAUUCUCCCAGAUUGAUACUGGCUGAGAUAACCGGUUAGGGCAGAGGUUCUCAAAUGCCGUCAAGGUACCCCAACGGUCCAGGUUUUAGGUAUAUCCAUGGCUCAGCACAGAUGGAUAAAUCAAAUUCACUGAGGUGCUAAUUAAGUCACCUGUGGCCAAGUAUGGCUAUAACGAAAACCUGGAACGUUGGGGUGCCUUCAGGACCACUUUUGAGAACCUCUUGGUUAGGGUGAUGUCUUCUGCCCAUGACAUGACAGCCAAAACCUCUGACAUCAUGGCCCUGCUCCUGAUGCCUUGUGGCCGGUGUAUGAAAGCAUCAACGGUUUGGUUGUCGGAAGACAUCCUAAGACGGUUUUGUCAACAAAAGGGCCAGAAAAUGUUGACCUGCAUGCCACGCGGCCCUCAUCUCCGGAGUGUUUGCUGGCAGCUGCCUUAGUCUCUGGAGCCACAUGCCCUGUAUGACUUCUGUAAUGAGAAGACAGUUCCAACGUAUGGAGAUAGAGUGUGUUUGGGCAUAAUAUAUUCCGUCUCCGAGACACGCCACCAUCCUGAUCUUGCUGUCUGUAGAGCGACCCCAUGGUGACCGUUGUAAGUCAGAUGUCCUGAUCUAAAAGAAAUUCAACUGCAGUCCCACUGAGUACUUACUUGCUCCUUAGCAAUACUGGCCCAGGGUUGUAAAGUGCAAUGGGGGUGCUUGGUGACCCAAUUUGAUGUAAGGUCGGGGCACGAGAAAACUUCUGGAUUAUAGAUGGAGAAAAAAAGGAUGGGGGUGAAAGCUCUGCAGUGUUUUCGCUGGUACGGACGGAGGAAAGAACGGAAAAGAAGCAAAAGUCAGGAAGAGACGCCAGCCGUCUCCCCGCAGCAGGAGAAGCCCAGACUACUCUCUACUAAUUCAGUGAGCAGCGACACAGACGGCCGGGCCUACUUCAGUGGGAAAGCCAGAGUCUCCUUCCGCCACGAGAUGGACUCCACCAUGAACGCUCACGACUCCACCUACUGACCAGCAGGGGGAACUACAGCUGCCACCUCCCCCUAGCUAUGGAGAUUCCCAUUCACCACCAGACACGAGGCUUUGCGAUGCUCUGCGCGAGCCGUCCUCACUGUACUAUAUUGGGCACCAAUAAGGAGUGCGUGAAGGGCACAGAAAAGCCGGGCAUACAUGAGAGACACUGGAUAAUAGGAGGUCGGCACCAUGCAGAGCCACGUAUACAAGACGCAGCACCAAAUCCUUCUCACACUGCUUAUAGCUUGGCUUUCCUCUAACCCUCCACUCUCAGGACUGGACACAUUGCUGCAGUACUAAUCCGCUCUCCGCCUGCACAGGCGGAGGACGUCCAGCUGCCCAAACCUCCACAGCCUCUUGUGCGAAGCCCGACCACGUACGUUUCUGCAACCAGAAAGCAUGCAAAGCGGGGCGACAGUGACAUCCGCUGGAGAGAUUGGGUAUUGCAGCAUGUGAACUCGUUACAUGUCAGGACUGGUUAGAAUAAGGAGGGCGUGAAGGGCACAGAAAAGCCGGCCAUACAUGAAAGACACCGAUAAUAGGAGGACGUCCAGCUGCCCAAACCUACAUAGCCUCUUGUGCGAAGCCCGACCACGUACGUUUCUGCAGCCAGAGUGCAUGCAAAGCGGGGUGACAGUGACAUCCGCUGGAGAGAUUGGGUAUUGCAGCAUGUGAACUCGUUACAUGUCAGGACUGGUUAGAAUAAGGAUUCUAUUAAUUUGUUGUUGUUACAAUUCAGAUGGUUACAGCCGUAUACCUCUAGUGACCAUUACGUCUUACCUCCGCUAGUGUGAGUACAACUCCCAGCAUUCCCUGGCUUAGCGGAGCAUGAGGUUUGCAGAAGUAAUACGUAACUGCUCUAAAGCAGGCGUAUCCAGAUAUCCGAACCUACAGGGUGUACUCUUUUUAUAUUGUUACAGACACGGGUGUAAUUAGGAUGUGUAGAUAUUUACCUAUAACACGGGGAUUUAUUGGAUUAUGUACAUUUGGAGAUUUGACACUUGAUUCAUUAAAACUUUUAAAACUCAAA
This is a messenger RNA of Pseudophryne corroboree (corroboree frog), 3802 nucleotides long. RefSeq names its product chromosome 6 C17orf114 homolog (gene C6H17orf114). The record is from RefSeq and is a predicted model, not a curated record. Lineage: Eukaryota; Metazoa; Chordata; Amphibia; Anura; Myobatrachidae. Bases 2518 to 2769 code for a protein of 83 amino acids. The transcript has 3 exons.